CUCAGUUGGUUUUAAAUGUAAAUAUAAAAACAACUUUUUUUUCUUUUUUUUUUUGAGAGUGUAUUAUUUUAUUGUCCCAGCACCUCCAGUUCGCCUCCGGGGCCUUGUUCAUUAGUAAGCACAAUCUACUUCAUCAGGUUACACGCGGCAGAGGAGCUACGUGACUGCACUCAUUCCCAGCACUACACCAAAGCGGGAGCAGAUGACUUGGAAAUUCUCAGUCAGCAUCUUUUUUUCUUUAUGAGUAUUUUGGGACUCUUUUGUUGGAUUGUUUUAUUGUGAGCACCGGGAGCCGCCGCCCCCCCUCUCCACUCGCAGACAUCGCGAAAUGAAACUCGGUUUUGUCAUCGAGACUGCGGUGGCGCUUUAUCUGCUGCUCUCACCUGCACAGAGUCUCCCUUUGGCAAGUAUAAACAGUACAACUGAAGUGUUAAUGUUUCAAGAAGUGUGGGGUCGAAGCUUCUGCCGGACCAUUGAGAAGCUUGUGGAGGUGGUGCAGGAGUACCCGACAGAAGUGGAGCACAUCUACAGCCCCUCCUGUGUGCCGCUGGUGAGGUGUGCAGGUUGUUGUGGGGACGAGAACCUGGAGUGUCAUCCAACACACACCACGAACGUCACCAUGCAGCUGUUGAAAAUCAGGCCGUCAGAGCCGGGUCAGGAAUAUGUUGAGAUGACGUUUGUGGAGCAUCAGACAUGUGAAUGUAGAGUCAGGAAACCUGUUGUGAAGGUUGAAAGGAAAAGGCAAAGAGGA
Seriola dumerili (greater amberjack) is the source of this 751-nucleotide messenger RNA. It is a transcript of the gene pgfb, whose product is annotated as placental growth factor. Gene Ontology annotation, cellular component: membrane. Gene Ontology annotation, molecular function: vascular endothelial growth factor receptor binding; growth factor activity; chemoattractant activity. The transcript is spliced from 6 exons. The record is from RefSeq and is a predicted model, not a curated record. Gene Ontology annotation, biological process: sprouting angiogenesis; response to hypoxia; positive regulation of mast cell chemotaxis. The annotation marks the transcript as partial. NCBI's taxonomy places the organism in Eukaryota, Metazoa, Chordata, Actinopteri, Carangiformes, Carangidae.